ACACACUCUCUCUCUCUCUCUGUGUGUUCAGGGUGUGCGGAGGGAUACGCUCGAGACGCCACUGAGAUCCAGAACAUCCAGAUUGCUGAAGGAGACGUGUGCCGUGGUCUCUCCAUCCCCAUCUACAUGGUGUUUCCUCGCCUCUUCACCUGCCCAACUCUAGAAACCACCAACUUUAAAGUCGAAUUUGAGGUGAACAUCGUGAUCAUUCUUCAGGACGAUCAUCUGAUAACAGAAAACUUCCCGCUGAAGCUGGUCAGAGUCUGACAAUCUGAAGCUUUGAAGGAAUCCCAUUUUUCUUGCUAUGAACGAGAAGCUGCCAUUUUCUCCACAUUCUUACUCUCUGGACCAUGAGUGAAUAUUCGCAUUUCUGUAAUAUUAAAGUGUUUAUUAAAAUCAUCUGCUCACCUGA
Carassius carassius (crucian carp) is the source of this 412-nucleotide messenger RNA. Its product is annotated as vacuolar protein sorting-associated protein 26C-like. The record is from RefSeq and is a predicted model, not a curated record. The annotation marks the transcript as partial. NCBI's taxonomy places the organism in Eukaryota, Metazoa, Chordata, Actinopteri, Cypriniformes, Cyprinidae. Gene Ontology annotation, biological process: intracellular protein transport. Gene Ontology annotation, cellular component: endosome. The transcript is spliced from 2 exons.